AUGCCUGAAGAGAAAAAUACCUCGGGAAUAUAUACUUCACGCGCAGUGGAUCUACCAACUACUCAGCAACUGAGGGAGAUAUCUGCAGAUCUCGGAUUCAACCUCACUGAUGACCAACUCGAGCAGCAUAAAGAAAACAUGAAAGGUAUCGAACAGCAAUAUCAGAUGCUAGAGGAACUGGUUGAACCCACACUAGAAGUUAAGUUCCCACGGACACCUGGUCAGAAACCAAAGCCUGAGGAGAAUCCGUACAAUGCAUGGGCCCGGUGCUUAGAUAUUAAAGGAUCCGAAGAUGGCAAGUUGAGGGGUAAAACUGUUGCAAUUAAAGACAACAUUGCUGUAGCAGGCGUUCCAAUGACAAAUGGCAGUAAAACAUUUGAAGGAUAUAUCCCUGAAUUUGACGCUACUGUUGUUACGAGAGUAUUAGAAGCAGGUGGUAGAAUUUUAGGGAAGGCCGUUUGUGAAGAUCUUUGUUUCACUUCCAAUAGUUUUACCUCUAUCAGUGGACCUGUUACAAAUCCACGAGACAACACAAGGACAACCGGGGGGUCCAGCUCCGGAUGUGCAGCUCUUGUUUCUGGUGGAGUGGUCGAUUUGGCAAUAGGUGGCGAUCAAGGAGGGUCCAUUAGGGUUCCAUCUAGCUGGUGUGGUAUAGUAGGUCUCAAACCAACAUACGGAUUAGUUCCUUACAGUGGUGCAUGCUCCAUUGAAACCACAAUAGAUCAUCUUGGUCCAAUGGCGAAGACAGUGGAUGACUGUGCUCUGUUAUUAGAAGUAUUGGCUGGGCAUGAUGGAUUCGACCCGCGACAAAGAGAAAUGGAUAUUCCUGAAUAUACUAAGCUAAUUGAUUGUGGCGUGAAAGGUUUGAAAAUAGGUUUUGUCGAGGAGGGAUUUGCCAUAUGUGAGUCUGAUGUCGUUAAUGUUGUCAAAGCAACGGCUGAAGUAUGGAGAAAAGCUGGUGCAACAGUAGAAGAUACCUCCAUUCCUAUGCAUACAUACGGAAAACCCAUUUCCUCAACGCAGGCUACUGAGGGAACAUAUCUUCAAGGAUUCAUAGGUGCAAAUAUUGGAAACAAGGGCUUCUAUCCAAACUCAAUGCUGGAACAUUUUAAAAAGCAUGUGAAGUUGAGACCAUACGAUUUACCACCGACCUAUCAAUCUAUGUGCCUUUGGGGAGAAUAUACAAAACGUAACUACCAGUCAAAACACUACGGAAAGGCACAGAACUUGACUAUUGCAUUGACAGCUGCAUAUGACAAAGCAUUGGAAACGUAUGAUGUCAUUGUGAUGCCAACGUUGCCAUACAAAGCGCCUAAAUUGCCAGAUGUCGAUGCUAAAUUAUCAGUAUUGCUUGACGAGGCAUCGAGUUUUACAACUAAUACAUUUCCAUUUGAUGCAACAGGGCACCCGGCCAUUUCCAUAAACGCUGGGUUUUCUGAAGGUUUGCCGAUAGGUGUCAUGAUUGUCGGCCGCCAUUACGAUGACGUCAUGAUUCUAAGAGUGGCCAAGGCAUUGGAGAGAAAUUUGACAAAAACAUGAAAUUAUAAUAUAAAUUGUUGUACCCUAUAACGUUUUUUGAAAUAAUUGACCAAUGUGAUAACAACGGUUUCAAUCAUCAUAAAUUAGAACACAAAUCAUUAUUCGAAUUGUUUAAUUGCAAACGAUGCUUUAACAUCCCUUAAAUGUAGAACGUUGGUGCAUCCCGAUCCUGCAUCACUAAACGUUCACAUUACAUUACAUUACACACACUCACGCUCUGAUUUAUAUUAUAAAUGAGACCAUUUUGACGUUGCAUAACCACUAUCAAACAGUUUGAUAAUUGUGCAUUACUGGUAAUAUUUAUUGUAUUUUGAAGGUAUUACAGCAGCAUAUCGGGCCUAAGAGCGAAAUGGUAACCUAUUAUUUGCCAUCAAAACAUAAACAUAUUCUCACACAAAAAAUUUCGUGUGUGACUUCAAUUAUCCAGCAAAUGCGUACCAAACGCGGGUAAUGCAUUGAGGUUGACAGGGCAGUCUAUGAGAGACAUUGUUCACAUUCGGCAUGGGACAAGUCCGAUAUAUCCGAUAUAUCCCAUCAUAUUUUUAAGAAUAACAUAACCUUACAGCUAAGAUAAAAUUACACUGAAGAAAAAAUAGUAUCUCAAAGGUUCAAAUAUCAAAAUUGUAAAACAACACUUGAUUUAGUAUGAUUAUUUAAUCUGAAAAUAAAUAUAAUGGCCUAUGGUGCGUCAGCAUUGUGGUUGCUCUAUUAAAACACUCUAUCACUAUAAACCACUCAACUAAUAUUACUCAAACAGACAGUUCUUUCUGUACCAAACAAAGCAAUGGCUGAAGAGAAAAAUACCUCGGGAAUAUAUACUUCACGCGCAGUGGAUCUACCAACUACUCAGCAACUGAGGGAGAUAUCUGCAGAUCUCGGAUUCAACCUCACUGAUGACCAACUCGAGCAGCAUAAAG
This is a messenger RNA of Owenia fusiformis, 2456 nucleotides long. The record is from the annotation of a GenBank genome assembly. Lineage: Eukaryota; Metazoa; Annelida; Polychaeta; Sabellida; Oweniidae.